UACUAGUGAGUGAGGAUUUUGCGGCUUCAAAGGGUAUUUCAAGUUUCCGGAGCUCCUCCCCUCUGCACCGUGUGACAACAACAACUCGUCCAGCCGGCAGCCUGCACUUUUCAGCUCAUUUUCUCUGUCAUUCCCCUCUCAAUCUUUGAUCAAUGUACUUGCCAGGGAGAACCCAAGUCCUUCAAAUCUCCUCCUUUUCACCUUCAUCCUUAACUUUGUGCUAGAGCGGGACCCACACAACAACAGCCCACCCUCCCCGCCCCCCCCCUUCCAAACCAGCCCCCGAUCCCAGCCCCCGGAGAGGACUCGCAUUUCGACUUGCGGGACACUUUUGUGCGUUUCUCUCUAGAGCGCCUCUCGCGCUCGCCCCUCCUGCGCUCGCUCUUUCUUUUCCUCACCUCCUUUUUCCCCCCUUCUCUCCCUUUCUCCUUGUCGUUCUCUCUCAGAGUUGUUGUUGUGGCCCCCUAGCUCCUUCUCCCCCCCGCCCCCCUUUUCCCCCUUGCCCUCCCCGGGGCGUGUGGCAACUUUUCCCCUCUCCUCCUUCUGUUUCCCCUUAUAUGUGACCAUGGCAGUGCCGGCGGCUUUGAUCCCUCCGACCCAGCUGGUCCCCACUCAACCCCCGAUCUCCACGUCUGCUUCCUCCUCCGGCACCACCACCUCCACCUCCUCGGCGACCUCGUCUCCGGCUCCGUCCAUCGGGCCCCCGGCGUCCUCAGGGCCAACUCUGUUCCGGCCGGAGCCCAUCGCUUCGGCGGCGGCGGCGGCGGCGGCCACAGUCACCUCCACCGGCGGCGGCAGCGGAGGCGGCGGCGGCAGCGCGGGUAACGGAGGCGGCGGCAGCAACUGCAACCCCAACCCCAGCCUGGCGACCGCCAGCGGCGGCGGUGGCGGCGGCGGCGGCGGCGGCGGCGGCAUUAGCGCUGGCGGCGGCGGCGCCUCCAGCACCCCCAUCAACGCGAGCGCGGGCAGCAGCGGCAGCAGCAGCAGCAGCAGCAGCAGCAGCAGCAGUAGCAGCAGCAGCAGCAGCAGCAGCAGUAGCAGCAGCUGCGGGCCCCUCCCCGGGAAACCCGUGUACUCGACCCCGUCCCCAGUGGAAAACACCCCCCAGAAUAAUGAGUGCAAAAUGGUGGAUCUGAGGGGGGCCAAAGUGGCUUCCUUCACGGUGGAGGGCUGCGAGCUGAUCUGCCUGCCCCAGGCUUUCGACCUGUUCCUGAAGCACUUGGUGGGGGGCUUGCACACCGUCUACACCAAGCUGAAGCGGCUGGAGAUCACGCCCGUGGUGUGCAAUGUGGAACAGGUUCGCAUCCUGAGGGGACUGGGCGCCAUCCAGCCCGGAGUGAACCGCUGCAAACUCAUCUCCAGGAAGGACUUCGAGACCCUCUACAAUGACUGCACCAACGCAAGUUCUAGACCUGGAAGGCCUCCUAAGAGGACUCAAAGUGUCACCUCCCCAGAGAACUCUCAUAUCAUGCCACAUUCUGUCCCAGGCCUUAUGUCUCCUGGGAUAAUCCCACCAACAGGUUUGACAGCAGCAGCUGCAGCAGCUGCCGCUGCUACCAAUGCAGCGAUCGCCGAAGCAAUGAAGGUGAAAAAAAUCAAAUUAGAAGCUAUGAGCAACUAUCAUGCCAGUAGUAACCAACAUGGAGCAGAUUCUGAAAAUGGGGACAUGAAUUCAAGUGUCGGACUGGAACUGCCUUUUAUGAUGAUGCCCCACCCUCUAAUUCCUGUCAGCCUACCUCCAGCAUCUGUCACCAUGGCAAUGAGCCAGAUGAACCACCUCAGCACCAUUGCCAAUAUGGCGGCAGCAGCACAAGUUCAGAGUCCCCCAUCCAGAGUUGAGACAUCUGUUAUUAAGGAGCGUGUUCCCGACAGCCCCUCGCCUGCCCCCUCCCUGGAGGAGGGCCGAAGGCCUGGCAGCCACCCAUCAUCACACCGCAGCAGCAGCGUGUCCAGCUCCCCAGCGCGGACUGAGAGCUCCUCGGACAGAAUCCCUGUCCAUCAGAAUGGUUUGUCCAUGAACCAGAUGCUGAUGGGUUUAUCACCAAACGUACUCCCUGGGCCCAAAGAGGGAGAUUUGGCUGGUCAUGACAUGGGACAUGAGUCGAAAAGGAUGCAUAUUGAAAAAGAUGAGACCCCGCUUUCCACACCAACUGCGAGAGACAGCCUUGACAAACUUUCUCUAACUGGGCAUGGGCAACCACUACCUCCAGGAUUUCCAUCUCCUUUUCUGUUUCCUGAUGGAUUGUCUUCCAUAGAGACCCUUCUGACUAACAUACAGGGGCUCUUGAAAGUUGCCAUAGAUAAUGCCAGAGCUCAAGAAAAACAGGUUCAACUUGAAAAAACAGAACUGAAGAUGGAUUUUUUAAGGGAAAGAGAAUUAAGGGAAACACUUGAGAAGCAGUUGGCGAUGGAACAAAAGAAUAGAGCCAUAGUUCAAAAGAGGCUAAAGAAGGAGAAGAAGGCAAAGAGAAAAUUGCAGGAAGCACUUGAAUUUGAGACAAAACGGCGUGAGCAAGCUGAACAAACACUAAAACAGGCAGCUUCAGCAGAUAGUCUCAGGGUCUUAAAUGACUCUCUGACCCCAGAGAUAGAAGCUGACCGCAGUGGCGGCAGAACAGAUGCCGAAAGGACAAUACAAGAUGGAAGACUGUAUUUGAAAACUACUGUCAUGUACUGAAUCUUUCCUGUUGAAGAAGUCCAUGUUAUAGUAAAGAACUUUGCAGUCAGACAUUCGUCAUUGGAAAGUUCGGGAAAAAAAUAAAGUCCUUUUAAGGGAACUUCCUCAAUUUUGUGUAUUAAUGUUCUUUAAAAGUUUAAGUAUUCUACAAAAAGAAAAAGUUUCCUUCAUUGAUUUUCACCUGUGGUUCAUACCAGAGACCUGAGAAUGUUUGUAAAUGUACAAGUAUCAAACUUCUUACAGUUAAUAAUUGCAACUUUGCUGCUGGACACUUGUAUAUGGAGUCAAAGGCAGGUCUCAAUAAGACCUAGCUUUGUUUUUUUAAUGGAAUGAACCAUUUUCCUCUUCUGAAAAUUCUGUAUCUGAGCACAUCAAGAGACGCUUGUAGCACUGGUCACCCAGACUUACAGAAUUAUGUCCUCCAGAAACCAGCAGGAACACUUGGAAAUGAACUUGUAGGGGACAUAGAGGAUUCCUAAAAAAUCAAUAAAUCAAAGAGUAAUAUUCUGUUACAUUCUAUUUUAAACUCUCUAAUUGUGGGUUUUCUCCUGAAGAUUUUUGUUCAUGUACUUUCCAAAAGACCAACAAAUGGAUAUUGACAACAACCCCGUGAAAUAACAUUUUGCAUACCUGAAAAGAAGCAUUGGAGAUAAGCCAAAAGGUUUCACCGAAGGUCUUUUUUCCUUAAAAAUAUAUAAACGUAACAUGUUUUCAUUCCAAACUGGUAGUGGUAUAUAGAAUUUAAAAUGAUCAUUAUGCUUCUUCUUCAAACUGUUGGUCACAUGUACAGUAUAUAAACAUAAAACAUACAAGGAAGGUAUUAUGUAUGCAGUAGUAUACUAGAGUUUAGGAAAAUGAAAAUUUUAGAAAAUACGUUUUGUCACCCUGUUGGUCAGAAAGACACCUUUCUGGUUUUAACGCAUGCAGGCAUGUAAAUAUUUGUCUGGAGUCACAGUAUUAAUGAAUGAGAUCUUAAGCAUCUGGUGACAUCAGAACUCUGUGUCAGCCACUUUUAUUUGUAUAUUGAACCCUAGUUAGUGCCCCAAACUGCACUAUUGAGAAUGGAUUGUGGCUGAACAGUAAAUCGAAACACCAGAAAUAUUUUUAUAUGUUAAUGUCAUAUUAUGUUAAUGUUGCUGAAAGACAAAACCUAACAAACCCUGGAUCCUUGAUGUAUCAGUCCAAUACCAUGUAGCGCUGAGUGAUAAAGUUAAAAUGUGUUGUGCUUCCCACCCUGGUCAGAGGGAAGGGUGCCUACGUGUUAUUUUCACUGUCUUUUUGAAAGUUACAGUAUGUGUUUUCACUUUUGUGCAGAUAACUGGAAGUCAAGCUGCGAACAGGGCUUAUUACACGCUGAAGUUACCUUCUCUUUGUUUUUACAUAUUUGGAGUUACACCUUUAAAGACUGAUACGUGAAUCAGUAUAUUUGCUGGACAUUUUAUGAUUUUGCUGUCAUCUUACAAUUUUAUGAUCAUAACAUUAUUUAUUACCAUAAAUAGCAAAAUCUUAAAUGACCAAGAAAACUAGCUUAAAAAUGUUUAAAGAUAGUUCUCAUUGGUUAUUAAUGAUUUGAAAAGAAAUUAACAUUAUAGAUACACUGGCACUAAGCUUCUAUAGUUUUUUAGGUCUUCCUUGCAAUACUGGAACAUAUUUCUUUUGUGUAGCUCGCUAUUAACCAGCUAAGACCAUUUUUAAUGCAAUAAAAAGGUUAUAUAUACAGUUCCUAUUUUUAGCGUGCUUAAAAGGGAGCAAUAUUUUUAUUUAAAACACUGUUAGUAAAUGCUUUGUAGAAACUUGGUUUUCUAAGCAUAGUUCUUCCAUAACCUUCUUUGUUAUUUGAGCACAAGAGAUUCUAUACCUUGUUGUAUGUAUCUCUUGUUUUUCCCUGUAUGCAGUCUUUAAAGGAUUACACUUAAAAUCAGAGGAACUUGUGGCAAGCUUCUGAAUCAUACAUUUUCUGAAAGUUUUUUUAAAAGCCUACAACUUCCAUAAGUAGUAAAAUCAGCCAUUGCUCUGCUUCUUGCAUAGAGUCACCUAUUAAGUAGGUUAAAUAGUUUUAAAAUACAUACUUUCCAGACCUUUGAGAAUGUUUUAGUGUUUGGUUCGCUAUAAAAGGAAAUUUUAGUAAGGAUUAAAGAAAAAAGCUAUCAGCUAUAUGCUAAGAGAGAAUCUUACUAACAUGUUGUAAAUAUUGCAAGUCAUGAAAUGUUAUUUUAAGUCUGUAACUUAAGUUUUUUUCCCCUUUAUUAGUUAUACAGGUUGGUUUAAAAUUUGUUUUUUGGUUUAAACAAGUAAAAUUGUGCCCAUUUUAUGGUUUCCAUGCUUUUGUAAUCCUAAAAUUAUUAAUGUCUCGUUGUUCUGUAUUAUAACCACAUUUGCGCUCUAUGCAAGCCCUUGGAACAGAACAUAUACUCAUCUUCAUGUAGGACCUAUGAAAAUUGUCUAUUUUUAUCUAUAUAUUUAAAGUUUUCUAAAAAUGAUAAAAGGUUAUUACGAAUUUUGUUGUACAAAAUCUGUACAAAAAUCUGUUUUUACAUCAUAAUGCAAGAAUUGGAAAUUUUUCUAUGGUAGCCUAGUUCUUUGAGCCUGGUUUCAAUGUGAGAACCGCGUUUACUGUUAUUGUAUUUAAUUUUCUUUUUCUUUUCAACAAUCUCCUAAUAAAACUGUCUGAAAUCUC
Molecule: messenger RNA, 5354 nt
Organism: Balaenoptera ricei (Rice's whale)
Lineage: Eukaryota; Metazoa; Chordata; Mammalia; Artiodactyla; Balaenopteridae
Gene: DACH1
Product: dachshund family transcription factor 1
Exons: 11
Coding region: 566-2677 (703 amino acids)
Source: RefSeq, a predicted model, not a curated record